GGUCCAGGACGCCAGGAAGAGAAACAGCGUGCGCGUCCCGAUGAAUGAAGUCGAACCGCAAACUUCAUUCAUGCAUCUUUCCCAUAACAUUUAACAUUGUUUGCCAGGCACUGCGCGUUAAAUUCCCCUAACAGGUGGGCUUUUGCUGGAACUUUGACCCUAAGGACGGUUACACGAAGGUUUGUGCACAUGCACACCUAAGUUCAGCUGCAGCCACGUGCAUGUGUGUGAAGAGCCGGUGUGAGCCAUGUCUGUGUCGGUGAUCAUAAAGUGGGGAGGACAGGAGUACUCCAUCAGUUCUUUGUCUGAGGAGGACACGGUGUUGGACCUUAAGCAGUCCAUUAAGUCGUUGACUGGGGUGCUACCAGAGAGACAGAAACUUCUAGGACUCAAAAUCAAAGGUAAACCUGCGGAGGAUGAGGUGAAGCUGGGCUCCCUGAAGCUGAAGCCCAACACCAAAAUCAUGAUGAUGGGUACCAGAGAGGAGAGCCUGGAGGAUGUUUUAGCCCCUCCUCCAGAAAAUGAUGACAUUGUCAAUGAUUUUGAUAUCGAGGAAGAGGUAAUUGACGUGGAGAAAAGGGAGGAGAACCUUGCUAAAAUAGCUCGCAGAGUGAAAGACUAUAAGGUGGAGGAAAUGAAUCCUCCCAGAGAAGGCAAGAGACUCCUGGUGCUAGAUGUUGACUACACAUUGUUUGAUCACAAGUCCUGUGCAGAAACCGGCCAGGAGCUGAUGAGACCAUACCUUCACGAGUUUCUGACAUCAGCCUAUGAGGACUACGAUAUCGUCAUCUGGUCUGCCACAAGUAUGAAGUGGAUAGAUGCCAAAAUGAAAGAGCUGGGAGUGACAGACAACCCUAACUAUAAGAUUACGUUCAUGCUGGACAGUGCAGCCAUGAUCACAGUGCACACUCCUAAACGAGGGGUGGUGGAGGUAAAGCCCUUAGGUGUGAUAUGGGGGAAGUAUGGGGAACUUUACAACAGGAAGAACACUAUAAUGUUUGACGAUAUUGGACGGAACUUCCUCAUGAAUCCACAGAACGGACUAAAGAUCCGACCCUUCAUGAAGGCCCAUUUCAACAGGGAGAAGGACAGGGAGCUCUAUAAACUGGCUCAGUACCUCAAAGAAAUUGCCAAACUUGAUGACUUCAGUGGACUCAACCAUAAACACUGGGAGAGGUAUCUGUCUAAGAGGCAGCAGCAUCACUGAGGAGCGACCGCAUCAUCCACAGCGUCUGGCCGGAACUGCCAUCCCAUCUCCAGCUGUGACACACAGAAGGCACACAGACACACAGACACACUUGGAUGUCACAAGUGUGUCUCUCCAAACCGCAGCUUUAUACUUACACUAACCCUACAGUUAUCAGCCGACAGAAGCUCGGGACUGGUGUGGGCUUCCCCGUUGAUAUACAUUUGCAUGAUCACUCCCCAGUUUAAAAACAGCUACAACCUGUAUGCAAGUUUUCUUUGCAUCAACAUUUCAACACAGUUACUACCGGCCGUGCAAGGUACAUACAAAAUAUAACCGAUUGGAAUGGCAGACAAAUCUCUCUCUGCAACCAGCUCAUCGUGGUCCGGGGCAGAUGAUGAAGUCCACAGUUGCCUAAAAAUGUUUUUAGACCCUUUACACAUUUCUGGUCUUCCAGAUGGGGGAUGGCUCUGAAACUUAACAAGAGAGCGUUCUGUCCCUGCAACACAAACAUGUUCAGGUGAGGCUGGUGAGCCUCUCUGCAGCACAAGAAAGACAGAUUAAAUAUGUAAGGAGUUUUGUCCAUUUUGUUCAACUUGUUAUUAAAAAAGGAGUGAAAUAAAAACACGUUACGAGAGCAACAGUCAAAAUAACAGAUGGCUCGGCCUCCUUCAGCGAUGAAUACGUUUCAACACAGAAAAUUUGACAUUUGAUAAUAUGCAAUAAUUCUUUGAGCUACUGUGAGAAUAAAUGUGCAGAUCUUGACACUGGCUGUACCUUAAAAACUUCCUUUCAAAACAAAAUGUGCAUUUUGUUUUAUUAUAUUAUUUUUUAAUUGUAAGCAAUUGUAUAAAUGUGUUUGUGGAGACCAUACAGAUGAGCACAGAUGAUGGCUUCCGUGGCUGGAUGGGUGUUUGUGUAUAUUUAGCCAGAAAUCUUCUGUGAUUAUAAUUUUGCAUCGCUGGAUGCCGCCAGUCAGACAAAGGUUUUUUUUCAUGUGUUUGUUUUUUGUUUAAAUCCAUUUUUUGUGGAUUUAAGAUAAUCUUGGAAAUAGAGUAUCGUUUGGAUGCUUUGUUUUCUAUUUUAGUUCUUCAAAUAUGUAAUAAUUAAUCUGAAGUUGUGGAUGAAGGGAUGAAGAAGCAGAUGCUUCUGGGGCAGAUUUGUCUCAAAAAUGCUCCUGCAUGGUCAUUUCUUGAGAUGACAUCUGGAUCUGCCUCUUUGAGAUUCCUCAUCUCCUCCCUCACAUCCUAGCUGUAAAUAGGAUAAUAAACUUUUUG
Messenger RNA from Cololabis saira (Pacific saury), 2463 nucleotides. RefSeq names its product ubiquitin-like domain containing CTD phosphatase 1 (gene ublcp1). NCBI's taxonomy places the organism in Eukaryota, Metazoa, Chordata, Actinopteri, Beloniformes, Belonidae. Gene Ontology annotation, biological process: protein dephosphorylation. The record is from RefSeq and is a predicted model, not a curated record. Gene Ontology annotation, cellular component: nucleus. The transcript is spliced from 11 exons. Bases 248 to 1207 code for a protein of 319 amino acids. Gene Ontology annotation, molecular function: protein binding; protein serine/threonine phosphatase activity.